AUGGAGAACACAGACAUGAAUCAGACUGGUGAUAUGGCAGCUGUGUUAUUCUGUUUUCCUCAUCUGCAAGGCUCCUGUCCUCGAACACUCAGACUGUAUGUUACAAGGGUGGCCAUGUAUGCAUUUAUGCUAACCACCAUUCUAAUGACCGUGUGUGGAAACCUUCUGGUCAUAAUUGCUAUAUCACAUUUCAAACAGCUACACAGUCCCACCAAUUUCAUUCUCCGCUCCUUGACUGUGGUCGAUUGUUGUUUAGGCUGCUUUGUUAUGCCUUUCAGUAUGGUCAGAUCGGUUGAAGGAUGCUGGUAUUUGGGGAAACAUUUCUGCAAAGUCCAUUCCAGUCUAGACAUGAUGUUCUGCACUACAUCUAUACUGCACCUGUGUUUGGUAUCAAUUGACAGGUAUUGGGCCAUCUGUCAUCCUUUACAAUACAGGACAGCUGUUCCCAUAAUUAAGGUGAUCAUGUGUAUUGGCAUCAUCUGGUUGUUUGCUUUUGUGUUUGGUUUUGGGGUUGUGUUCUCAGAGGUGAAUGCAGUGGGUUUGGAGGCACUCAUAUUGAUGAGUUCUUGUGUAGGAAGUUGUGCCUUGUUUUUUAACAAAGAGUGGAGCAUCAUUGCUUCUCUUGUGGCUUUCUUCAUUCCAGGAGCUGUAAUGACCUUCUUGUAUGUUAAGAUUUUUUAUGUUGCUCAGAAACAUGCCAAGGUCAUAUCUGAUAGAAUGGCCACAGUGUCUUUUCAUGAACUAAAGAACCAAGCAUCAGAGCAGAGAGAGAGGAAGGCUGCUAAAACAUUGGCCAUUGUAAUGGGAGUGUUUCUCUUCUGCUGGCUACCCUAUUUUAUUACUACUAUUAUUGAUCCUUUUAUUAACUUUAUGACACCUGUUGGUAUUUUUGAUGCUCUUGUCUGGUUUGCUUACUUUAAUUCUACGUGUAACCCUAUCAUUUAUGCGUUCUUCUAUCCACAUUUUCAAAAUGCAUUUAAAAUUAUAAUAGGAAAGAUUUUUAGCCUCAAGAUUACCUCAGUUAUUCUGCUGUCUUUAUGA
Messenger RNA from Chanos chanos (milkfish), 1041 nucleotides. RefSeq names its product trace amine-associated receptor 4-like. The record is from RefSeq and is a predicted model, not a curated record. Gene Ontology annotation, biological process: G protein-coupled receptor signaling pathway. Lineage: Eukaryota; Metazoa; Chordata; Actinopteri; Gonorynchiformes; Chanidae. The transcript has a single exon. Gene Ontology annotation, molecular function: trace-amine receptor activity. Gene Ontology annotation, cellular component: membrane. The coding region runs from base 1 to 1041 and encodes 346 amino acids.